CUUAGUCCCAGAUUAACUCUUCAGUCUUGAUUUAUUUAAGUCACUGGGUAUUUUCCCAUAACUUGCACAGAUUAUAUUGUAAAAAUCUCUUCAAAGGUCAGUUUAGAACCUUCUAAGCAAAUAAACACGAAGUAAAGGAAAAGGCAUUGGCACUGUUAUCUAACUGAGAGCUUAACAAAAGGUAUGCUGGCUUAAUUUGAGCCAGGAGAGCUGGAUGGAGAUUGCGUUUAACCAGAAAUGCUGGCAAAAAUAUGCUUCAGUAGAGCCAGAAUCACAUGUGGCCAUUCCACUUUAAUUGUGCUUGUUUUAAAAGAUAGGUCUUUAACAUUUACCCUCUCCAUGCUUGCUGUCUUUUUAUGAACUGAAAAUAAAAGCUCCCCAGGCAGUCGUACCAAGACCUCAAGCCUCACAUUUUUCAGCUGAGUCAAAUGCAAAACCUGCGCUCAAUCUGCCCCAUGCAUUUUUUGUAGCCAUAAGAAGAUUGGACUGGUUUCCUUCCCGAGUCCCCAGGCUGGUCCUAACCCAGGGAGCCAGUGUUUUGAUACUAAAUGUGUCUCCUCAGUGAGGUCAAAGGCAGUGGCAGCAGUGCUACUGGUUCCAAGGCAGCCUGCUGUAAUGUACUACAACACCCGAAAGUACGCUCAACAAUAACAAAAGCAUUAACCGCUGACCCACAACUUGGUGAAAUUCAAUCCCACCAUUAGGCAAACAUGAAAAUGAGAUCCCAGAGGAAGGAAGGUUCAGAUGUUCAAGACCAGAGAAAUUGGGUGAGGAACACAGGCGACGAGAUGGGAAGUUGUUGCAGACUGAGGGGAGGGAAAGGGAGGUUGCCAGUUCAGCGGUAGAAUCUUUUAAUACCAGAAAUUUCAACAUGCAUUUAGGCAGUGUUUUUGCUCCACUUUGGAUCAAAGCAAACUAAAACCAUUUAUAAUAAAGAUACUUUUCACUGUUUUAGGGACAUGUUUAAUGUGAUAUUGUUUGAUUUCCCAGGGGUUGCAUAAUGUUUCCAGAUUUGUUUCCAGAUUUGCUCUAAGUUAGACGCUUGUGUCAAUGUGUGAGUGCUCACCACAAGGCUGGAGUGUUAGAGGAGCCUGAAAGGGCUAAGCACCCAAGUCUGACUCUGGUUUAUCUUGUUUCAGGUGGGUUACAGAUUUACACCACUGUCACUAAGUAUAUUUCAGUGAGAGUCAGAUGCACCCUGGAAAACACAAGUCAUAAGUUCUGUGUCUCAGUAAUGAGUAAUGGUGCAUGUGCUGCAGCCAUCAGUGGCAGGAGGCUGGAGACGGGCACUGGCAGGACUGCAUGCUCUCUAUUGUUGUUACAGUGCCUUGCUUUUCUCCCCAGAACACACUCACUGCAGAUGACCAUUCUCCUGAGGACAGCUUCACCCUGAACCCCGAGGACAGAAGAGAAUACCCUGAUCUCCAGGCUGCCCACCGGCCAUUCCCCAAGCAGCGCUUCAGGCAGGAGAACGGGCAUACGUCCUUGCAAAGAGAUGGACCCAGAUCUUUCCUCCUGGAUCUCCCAAACUUCCCUGACCUGUCAAAAGCAGAUAUCAAUGGGCAGAAUCCCAACAUUCAGGUUACCAUUGAAGUGGUGGAUGGCCCUGACACCGAGACAGACAAGGAUCUGCAGAAAGAGAGCAGCAAGCCUAGCUGGCCAGUCCCAUCUCCUGAAUGGAGAAACUGGUGGCAAAGGUCCUCCACCUUGACUCGCAUGAGCAGCGGUGACCAGGACUACAAGUACGACAGCACUACUGAGGACAGCAACUUCCUAAACCCUCUCGGUGGGUGGGAUAGUCAUGCACCCAGUCACCGGACAUUUGAGUCCAAGGAGCAGCCAGAGUAUGAUUACAUGGAUGGCGAGGGAGACUGGAGCCCAUGGUCCCUCUGCAGCGUCACCUGCGGCAGCGGCAACCAGAAGAGGACGAGGUCCUGUGGGUAUGCCUGCACGGCCACCGAGUCACGGACCUGUGACCGGCCCAACUGCCCAGGGAUUGAAGAUACCUUCCGGACAGCUGCCACAGAAGUGAGCUUACUUGCAGGAAGUGAAGACUUCAACGCUACCAAGCUGUUUGAAGUUGAUACUGAUAGCUGCGAAAGAUGGAUGAGCUGCAAAAGUGAGUUCUUGAAGAAAUAUAUGCACAAAGUGGUCAAUGAUCUUCCCAGCUGCCCGUGCUCCUACCCCAGAGAAGUUGCAUACAGCACUGCUGAAAUCUAUGAUCGACUGAAGAGGAAAAACUUCCGCUGGAAAGAUGCGAGUGGUCCAAAGGAAAAACUGGAGAUUUAUAAACCCACUGCACGAUAUUGCAUCCGCUCCAUGCUCUCUUUGGAAAGCACAACACUUGCAGCACAGCACUGCUGCUAUGAUGAUAAUAUGCAGCUGAUUACCAGAGGGAAAGGGGCAGGCACGCCGAACCUGAUCAGCAUUGAAUUCUCAGCAGAACUCCAUUACAAAGUGGACAUUCUGCCUUGGAUUAUAUGCAAAGGUGACUGGAGCAGAUACAAUGAGGCACGGCCUCCAAACAAUGGGCAGAAGUGCACAGAAAACCCUUCAGAUGAAGACUACUACAAGCAAUUUCAAGAAGCAAGGGAAUACUGAGAUGUUCCUCCUCUUGAGACACAAAAUAGCAUUCGUUUCCAGGAUGCCAAAGAACUGAUAACGGCUGCUGCAUUGUCUCCUUGACAGGGGUUGAUCAGUUUCUUUCUAAUGAAUGUAUAUAGUUGUAAUAUAAUACAUAAGUAUUUUUCAUAGUGUGUGUAAUUUAUAAACACAUAUCUCUCUAUCUCACACACACCUAUUUUUACAUACAGACAUACAUAAAACUUGCCCUGGUAGGAUUUUAUACUGCAAUAACGUUCAUUUAACAAUGUGCAUUUCAUUUUAUUCCCCAACUGUAACAGAAGUGUGAGAUGGGGGUGAGGGGGGGGGGCAGCUGCCAUCACCAUCGGGCCCCAAGGCUCCAGCUGAGGAGUUCACAUAGUUAAAAGUUGUUAUAAACAAUAGGAUUGAAGAAUGCACUCUUCCAUAUGGGAACAGUUUACAAGAUUAAUGCACCUACAGCAUCAGUUUUCUCUAUAAUUGACUUCAUGACUAAUCAUAUCUAAGAAAGGGAGACUAUUUUUGUUGGAAAGGUAAUACUCAAAAGUGAAUAUAGACAGUUACUAGCAAUUUCAUCUUGGUUUUCUUCCUGUUACAGUCGAGCUCGGGUCUUUGCAGUCCAUCUGGGAUAGGCUUGCAGGGAGAUGUAGCUGUGGUUUCCCUAUGGAGCAGAAAAGGCCCAAUGCAGUGGUUGAGCAAGAGUUACUGCCCACUCCUGGAGCCAGGUCAGGUAUGGAGCUACAGCUGUCAGGGCUUAUGUUCUACACUGGGAGCAGAUCUUCAGGGCAGCUACCUGUAAACCGGGCAUGCCAUAGGUCACUGGAGGAGUGAGGCCAGAGGAGGAAACCAUGUCAAAGGGAAAUAAAAGGAAAAAUCAGUUACUUCCCAAUUUUCAGUACAAAGAGUGUUGAGACCUGUUUGUUUCUUUCUUUUAAGAGAAAAAAUGUCAUUUUUUAAAAGAAAACGAAAAUCAGAAUAUGCAUUUCUAAGCUCCCUGAAACAAAGCAUGCAACCCGGCCUUUUCCCCCAUCUACCAUACACCGAGUACACAGGGUUCUACAGAAGAAGCUGUUCUUUCAGGAAGCUGUCUGGAAGGAGCUAUUGGUGAGUCAAAAUGUCUUCAGUUUUAAAAAGCUAGCGUUAUUUUUGUAAAGUAUUUAUUGAAUUGUAACAAUAACUCACAUGCGGGAUAUGUGUCUGACAUGAGAGGCUUCUGCAGAUGGAACUUGAUUGCCAAGAACAAGACUGUUGUUAGGCAAAGGUUUUACUUCUAAAUUUUGAUAGAGUGCCAGUUUACGUACAUAAUCCUGUAAUUAAGCAGCUGAUAACCUGCAUUCUUAUGAAAGAUAAAAACUACACCAUGGGUAAAUAAACACAGUUCCAUCCUCCAAAA
Melopsittacus undulatus (budgerigar) is the source of this 3994-nucleotide messenger RNA. It is a transcript of the gene ISM1, whose product is annotated as isthmin 1. The record is from RefSeq and is a predicted model, not a curated record. The coding region runs from base 1249 to 2601 and encodes 450 amino acids. Gene Ontology annotation, biological process: negative regulation of angiogenesis. The transcript is spliced from 5 exons. Lineage: Eukaryota; Metazoa; Chordata; Aves; Psittaciformes; Psittaculidae.